This is a messenger RNA of Papaver somniferum (opium poppy), 1068 nucleotides long. RefSeq lists its product as uncharacterized. NCBI's taxonomy places the organism in Eukaryota, Viridiplantae, Streptophyta, Magnoliopsida, Ranunculales, Papaveraceae. The coding region runs from base 1 to 1068 and encodes 355 amino acids. The record is from RefSeq and is a predicted model, not a curated record. The transcript is spliced from 2 exons.
AUGGCGAACUUACAGCAACAGAUAAAUGAGCUAGCCAACCAACUGAAUGAGCGAGACAAGGGUCAGUUCCAGAGUCAAAUACAGCCUCACCCUAAAGGUUCUUUUGAGGUAAGCACAUCUGGUGCUAAGCCAACUCAUCAUGUCCAGGACGUCACUACUCUCAGAAGUAGACGAGUCAUUGAUAAUCAUGUUAGUGAUGCUGAGGAGAAUGUGCAAGAUAGGAACCUGCCUACUAUUACACAGGUUACACCUUCAACACAAAAAGAAACCGAUGAAACCGAAAAAGGUGAUUCUGAAAUUUCUUAUGUUCCUCGCGCUCCUUUUCCUCAAGCAUUACUACCUCGUAAAAAAGAAGUCAGUUCUAAUGACAUCUUAGAAGUGUUUAAACAAGUUAACGUCAACAUUCCAGUCUUAGAUGCCAUUAAACAAAUUCCUUCUUAUGUUAAGUUUCUAAGAGAUAUGUGCACUGUGAAACGAAAAUUGAAUGUGCAUAAGAAAGCUUUCCUUACUGAACAGGUGAUCUCGAUUAUUACACAGAAAACUCCACCCAAAUUUAAAGAUCCAGAACUUGGUGAUUUGAAACCCACUAAUGUCACUCUCCAAUUGGCUGAUAGGUCAAUUAAAAUUCCUAGGGGAGUGGUAGAGGAUAUUCUUAUACAGGUUGAAAGUUUUGUUUAUCCCGUUGAUUUUAUUGUUUUAGAUACUCAACCUGUUUCUAAUCCUAGUGGGAAGAUUCCUGUCAUCUUAGGUAGACCUUUUUUGGCUACCUCGAAUGCGGUUAUCAACUGUCGCAAUGGAAUCAUGGAGCUUACUUUUGGAAAUAUGAAAAUGGAGAUAAAUGUAUUUAGCCUUUCAAAUUCGUCUGCGAUUUCUGAAACUUGUGAACAUGUAUGCGUGGUUAAUGGUGUGAAUGAUUAUACUCACUGCUAUAAUGAGAAUCUCGAAAACAUGUCUGAAAACUUUGCAGGUUGUAAGGAGUUAACAAAAACUGAAUCAUCAGAUAUUUUCUCAUCUUGUUUUGCCAAGCCUGAUGAACUAGUUUUUCGUGAGACUAGUAGUAGUUAUUAA